AGGCGGUGGGAUUCAGUGAGAAACACAGGAAGCGCCCCAAUGAAUUUCUGACAGAGGAGGAAUGUCGAGUUUGCUCACCAAAAUAUCCAACUGAAACAUUAUUUUUCAUCCAGUAGGCAGUGGAAUCAUAGAUUUAGUUAUCAUACUAUCAUAUUGCUGAACCCACUCCAGUGAAGUUUCUAGAAACAAAUCAACAAAGAUGCUGAUUAAAGUGAAGACACUCACUGGCAAGGAGAUAGAGAUUGAUAUAGAGCCCACAGAUAAGGUGGAGCGGAUUAAAGAAAGAGUGGAGGAGAAAGAGGGGAUCCCUCCUCAACAGCAGAGGUUGAUCUACAGUGGAAAACAGAUGAACGAUGAGAAAACGGCUGCGGACUAUAAAAUCCAGGGAGGCUCUGUUCUACACCUGGUACUCGCCCUGAGAGGAGGACUCGCGCUCUACCAUCCCAGAAGCCUCUGCUCUGAACCUGCACUGUAGCCGUCACUACAAAACAUGCCUUAGUUGUUGCCAUACCUACGCAAAGCAAGUACACUGAAGACACAGCCACCGGUUGUGGAAUCACCAGGUGGGAUUGUAGGCGAUACAGAACCACUGGUAGAAAUAAUCAGACCGGGUUCUACUUUGGCAGCCACUUCUCUUCAGCCAAAAAGUGUGUCGGCUGCAAACAUCUCCCCUACUGUAAUAUUGCUGCGUUGAGGCGCUCCACAUGUUACAGCUGCACUAGCAGCAAAGAUAAUUCAAAAUCGUAAAAAAAAUAAACAGCUUCGGCUCAGAACCCAGAGCUAAUUUGGCUGCUGCAGAAGCUUUUGUACGCUGUUCAAGCCUUUCUCGUGUUUUCAGAGUUUCACAGCGGUUAUUUAUCUUUGUUCCGGUGGUAAUGUUGUUUUAUUACCUUUUGACUAAGCCAGUCGAGUUUUUUCAGUCUUUGUGCCAAUCGAACAGACCGCUGGCUUUAGACUUGUUGCUGUGUUUAACACACAUAAAUAAGAGUGAUACAGAUCUUCUUGUCUAAGUCCUGUAUAAGAAAUCCAGUAUAUACACCACCAGUCAAAAGUUUGGACACACCUUCUCAUUCAAUGCUUUUUAUUUAUUUGUAUUAUUUCUACAUUUUAUAUUAGUACUGAAGAUUAACACUUUUUUGUUUAUGACAUAAUUUCAUAUGUAUUCUUUUAUAAUUUUGAUGUCUUCAGUAUUAAUCUACAAUGUAGAAAAUAAUUAAAUAAAAAGCAUUGAAUGAGAAGGUGUGUCCAAACUUUUAACUGGUAGUGUACAUCUAUCUAUAUUUCCUAAGGUGUCAGACUACUCCAGUGAAAGGGAAAAGAAUCUUUUGUGAUUUUUGUGUCAGGAAAACCUCACACAACUUUCCAUCUAAUUCAUGGAGCACAUGGUUUGCUUUACACCUACUGGGCAUCGGUGGGAUGACGGUUUAUUUAAUGUGUUAUGGAUGAUAUGUGCUGAUAUUGCAAGAACAGUGGCUUCAGUUUACAUGGAUGUUUUUAGUCCUUAUUUAUGGUUUAAAGAAGCAGUGUUUACUUUCUUAGCUCCAUAUUGCUCCCCCUCAGUGUUCAGAAAUGUGUGAAACUGAUUUAUGCUGUGGAUUAAUUUGCCGGUAGAAUAAACUUAACGUUCAAAAUGCA
This is a messenger RNA of Amphiprion ocellaris (clown anemonefish), 1635 nucleotides long. It is a transcript of the gene nedd8, whose product is annotated as NEDD8 ubiquitin like modifier. Gene Ontology annotation, molecular function: ubiquitin protein ligase binding; protein tag activity. Gene Ontology annotation, cellular component: nucleus; cytoplasm. Lineage: Eukaryota; Metazoa; Chordata; Actinopteri; Pomacentridae. The record is from RefSeq and is a predicted model, not a curated record. Bases 200 to 475 code for a protein of 91 amino acids. Gene Ontology annotation, biological process: regulation of proteolysis; modification-dependent protein catabolic process; protein neddylation. The transcript has 4 exons.